GUUUGUGUGUUGACAGAUCAGAGUAAGCAUGGCUGUAGCGUUCCAUAGCCGGUGCGGCGAUAGAGUGACGCUGAUAAAUAGUAAUAGAACAGCAGUCAGAAACUUUUCAGAGUUUAAUAACGGGUUGGUGCUGAGCAGUCAGCCUCUUGCAGACAAUCAGCUUUUUCAAGUUCGCAUUGAUAAGAAGAUAAACUCCUGGAGCGGAAGUAUCGAAAUUGGUGUAACAUGCUUGAACCCCGAGACAAUGGAAUUCCCAUCUACUGCGUCCGAGCUUCGAGGAGGAUCUUGGAUUCUAUCAGGGACUUCAGUGCUCAAAGACGGCCAGUCUAUCGUGGAGGUGUAUGGCGAAGACUUGGAGAAGCUGUCUGAAGGUGACUGCGUCGGGGUUAUGCGUACCUCAGAGGGUGAGCUGGUGUUCUACGUGAACGAGGAGUCUCAGGGGGUGGCCGCGAGGGACGUUCCGAGCGGCGUCUAUGGCUUUGUCGACAUGUACGGGAAGUGUGCGCAGGUGACAGUCAUCGAUGACGACGACGAGACCCGUGGAGACUCUGACGACAGAUCCGACUUCGACGUCGAGCUGAGUGCGAGUUGCGGAACGUACGAGCCGGCCGACGGGCAGCAGCAGCCGGCACUGGUGACGGACCUCGUCGUCAACAUGAACGUCGCCAACACUCGGCGCGAUGUCAUCGCGUUCGAAGAGGAGUCGCCGCCGGCGUCCGUAGUCGCCGCAGAGGACGUGGAAGUGUCGCCCCCUCCGGACAGGUUGAGGUUCCACGAGCGCUGCGGCAGCCUGGUGCGCAUCUCCUGCGGCGGUCGCAGCGCGGAGAGGAGGCGGCCGCUCGACGAGUUCAACAACGGCGUCGUCAUGACGCACCGCCCCCUGCACGACGACGAGCUGUUCGAGAUCCGCAUCGACCGGCUCGUGGACAAGUGGUCCGGCAGCAUCGAGGUGGGCGUGACGACGCACGACCCGGCCGCCCUGGCGUUCCCCGCCACCAUGACGAACCUGCGCACGGGCACCACCAUGAUGUCCGGCAGCGGGAUCCUCACCAACGGGAAGGGCACGCGCCGCGAGUACGGCGAGUUCAACCUGGACGAGCUGUGGGAGGGCGACCGCAUCGGCAUGGUGCGCAAGGCGAACGGCAACCUGCACUACUUCAUCAACGGGCUGGACCAGGGCGUGGCCGCCAGCAAGGUGCCGUCCCGCGUCUGGGGCGUCGUCGACCUCUACGGGAUGACUGUCAAGGUUUCCAUCGUGGACAGAGACGAGCGGGAGGAGCAGAACCUGAUCACGCGAAGGAACACGACGCAGCGGUCGCAGGCCGCGCUGCACAGCCUCAACGAUCUGCCCGAGGAGGACAACGUGGACCGGCUCAUGUUCCACCCGAACUGCGGCACGCACGCCGCCGUCAUCAACAACCACAGGACGGCGCAUAGGCCGCAUGCAAUGGACGACUUCAACAAUGGCGUAGUGCUGACGAACCGGCCGCUGCGGCCGGGCGAGCUGUUCGAGGUGCGGCUUGACAAGAUGGUGACCAAGUGGGCCGGCUCCAUCGAGAUCGGCGUAACGAUGCACAGCCCCGCGGAGCUGGAGUUCCCCUCCACGAUGACCAACGUGAGGUCCGGGACGUGGAUGAUGACGGGGAACGGAGUGAUGCACAACGGCUCGACCGUCAUCCACGAGUACGGCCAGAACCUGGACCGGCUGCAGGUGGGCGACCGCGUGGGCGUGAUGCGCACGGAGGAGGGCACGCUGCACUUCUUCGUGAACGGCGUGGACCAGGGGAGUGCGGGGGCGGGCGUGCCGGAGCAGGUGUACGGCGUGAUCGACCUGUACGGGCAGGCGGUGCAGGCGACCAUCGUCGACCCCGCCCUGGAGCACAUGUGCCGCUCCGCCUCGGACACCACCUUCAGCACCACGAACCGCACUGACGCCGCCGCGGCCGGUGACGGAGACGGCACCACCUCGUACAGCGACCUGCGCUUCCGGCACUCGCACGGCAAGAAGGCGCGGCUCUCCAACGGCGGCACGACGGCUUCGCGGCCCCGCGCGUUCGGGGAGUUCAACGACGCCAUCUUGGUGAGCAACCGCCCGCUGAGGGACGACGAGAUCUUCGAGGUGGUCGUGGAGAAGACUGUGGACUGCUGGCUCGGUUCCAUAGAAGCCGGGGUAACGUCUGUACGGCCGGACGAGCUGGAGCUACCGUGCACGAUGACGGACCUGGAGCACGGGACGUGGAUGCUGUCCGGCAGCAACGUCAUGGUGGAUGGCGUCGUGCUGCGCAAGGACUACCCUUGCGACCUGGACGAGGUGGUCGUCGGCAACAGAGUGGGUAUGGCGCGGCACUCGGACGGCACGCUGCACUUCUACCUGGACGGGGUGGACCGCGGGGCGGCGUGCGGCGGCGUGCCCCCGGGCGUGUACGCCGUCAUCGACCUGUACGGCCAGUGCGCCCAGGUGUCCAUCGUGCGGCCCGAGCGACCGGCGGGGGCCGCUCCCGCUCCCGGGAGGCUCGCGCUGCCCGACCGCCCCCACCAGCUGACAACGGAGACGACUCCGACGACCGUGGGCGGCGGCAAUGCGAGCGAGACGCUGGGCCCGAGCAGCCAGACGGCGGUGCCCGCCGACUCCUGCCACAGGUUUGGUGCCGUCAGCGGGAAGAACGUGGUACUGCGGUCCGGCGGCACAGUCGCCACCCGACUGCGUGGCUACUCGCACGCCCUCGUGUUUUCUUCCGACCCCCUUGAACCCGACGAAACAUUCGAGAUCUGCUUGCGCGAGCUGGCCCCCCACUGGUCGGGCACCGUGCGGCUGGGUGUGACGACGCUGCUACCCACGAUGUCCGCAUCCGGCUCCGGCUCUGGAUCUGGAUCCGGUGGUCCCGGCUGCCCGCCUGUCGCCGCCCUGCCGGCGGUCAGCGCCGACACUUGGUACCUCAUACGCAACGAGGUGCAGAAGAACGGGCGCACGCUGCAGCACUGCUACUGCCCCAGCCUCGAGUGGCUGACGGUCGGCGACCGCGUGGGAGUCCGGCGCGCUGCCGACGGGGCCCUCAGCUUCUCGCUCAACGGCGAGGACGUGGGCGUCGCCGUGCCGUACGUGCCGAAGAAAGUCUACGCGGUGGUGGACCUGUACGGCAAGGCGGUGUCGGUGGCUGUGACGAGCGUGGGCGGGCACGCGGGUGCGGUCCCCACCUCGCCCGGCCCGGUCGGCGUGCCGCCCCUCGCCGCGCCCGAGAUGGCUUCCUCCGGCAGCGGCGGGCCGGACGACAGCCUGCGCUCCAGCCGGCUGCACGACUCGCUCGAGAUCCUGCUGGACACCGCCGAGCCAGCGCAGCCCGCGGCCGACAGGGCUCCACUUGAACCGACGGGGUCGGAAGGCGACACCUGCGAAGACGUCCCGGUCGUCAGGGAAGUCGCGGCGGACGACGGCGCCGCGGAGCUGGCAGUGGGCGCCGCACCGCCAGAGGACCGCUCGGAGAGGACGAAGGGCUCCGGCGGCGUGUCGUCGUCCGACAAGGGCCAGCUGUCCUCCCGACAGGGCCAGUCGGACGCCGAGGCGGAGAGCCUGAUGUCUUUCUGGAGCGAGCGCUUCGGCCGCAACAUCGAGCUGGGGCCCGGCGGGCGGACGGCACGCCGCACGGCGUCCUACAACCAGGGGCUCGUCGUGUCGGACCGCCAGCUGCCGCGGGACCACGUCUUCCAGGUCCGCAUCGAGGCGACGGACCCGCGCUGGGUGUCGUCGCUGCUGGUCGGGGUGACGGCGGCGCUGCAGCCUCCGCCUCCGCCUUCGCCCACGUCGACUCCUGCCGCUGGGCCGCCUCCGGGUCCCGUGCCGGGCCCUUCGUCCGCCCCCACGCCGCCGCCCCCGCCGCCUCGGCCCGCCGCACCGCAGCGCUCGACGCACUUGCCCGUCACCGCCCUCGGCCUCGGCAAGGACACGUGGGUCAUCUGCGGCGACUUCGUGCUCAGGAACGGCAUCCCGAUCCGAGGGCAGUACGGCCCCAACUUGGACUCGCUGGGAGUGGGGGAUGUGGUGGGCGUGUCGGUGGACGCGGCCGGCCGGCUGCACUUGUGGGUGAACGGAGCGGACCAGGGGGUCGCCGCUCAGGACCUGCCCGCGCACCUGCACGCCCUCGUCGACGUGUACGGCCAGUGCCAGCAGGUCCGCGUCGUCGGCGGUCCGGGCGAGAGCGCCACGCCCGACGAGGCUCCUGCCUUGCCGCUCGGCACGGAGGAGGACGACGGCGCGGAGGCGGCCCAGGCGGCGGCCGCGGCCUACGUCGCGGAGGUGGACGACGCGGAAGACCGGGACGGCCUCAGCGAGAAGGCGGACCUGGAGUGCGACGAGAAGGAGAAGGUGGAGGCACAGGCAGAGGCGAAGCGUGGGGCCGGCACUCAGCGGGACGAGGAGCUCUUCGCGAGCGGCAGAGACCCGCCGGCGUCGCUGUCGAACGCGCGGGCCCCGGCAUCUCCGCCGCGCUCGCUGCCCGCCACCCUGUCGGACAACGACGUGGCCAACGGGCAGCUGAAACAGCAGCAACAGCAGCAGCAGCUGCACGGUUCGGCGCCGGUCAUCACGCCGACGGCCGUGGCGAAGAAGUCGGCGCCGCCGUCGCCCGUCAGCGACAACUCUGUCAGCCAGCAGCAGCAGCACGGCAAAAUCGUCACACAGGUGAGACGCGUGCCGCUGCAGCCGGUCACCUGUGUCCGGAGGGACCGCCUCGCGGCGCGCUACGCCGGCCUCGACCCCGGGCGGCGGCGGGCUGGACAGCUGGGCGGCGGCUGCCCGUCCUCCGGAGGCGGCCGACUCUGCCCGUCCGCGACCGCACCGCCGGCCGCCCUGGCCGCACCCGCCAGGAAGUGUGACUACCACACGGUGUGCGCGCGCUUCCGCAGCUUCCUCGGCUUACCAGACGGCUUCUUCCUGCCGGGCGACGCGGGCUCCUGCUUCUGCGAGCAGUGCGUGCGCCGACUGCGGCCGCCCUCGCCGCCGCCCGGCCUGACCGUCCGCCGCAAGUCUUGCGUGGCGGCGGCGCCCGCGGCAGCGUCCGCUGCAGGGACGCCGACUGGGGCGUCCGACCCGGCCGUUCCCGCCGCACCGUCAGUGGUGGGGACCGGCACUGUGGACACCGGCUCGGGGCCGGCGGUUGCGGACGUGGCCACCUUGCAGUCUGCCGAGAUACUGCUGCAGAUAGCUGGCUGGUGCAGGUUCCCCCUGAAGAGGCGGCCGAAGCCGUCCCCCCAGGAGGGCGGCGACAGCGCGGGCGCGCCGCCGCAGCCGUGCGCGGGUUGGCACGUCGCCUUCUGGGGCGCGCGCCUCGGCGACGUGCGGCAGGUGCUGGACCGCGGCGAGCUGCUGCUGCCAGGUGAGCUGGGCCUGCAGCGGAUGCGGGACAAGUCGGACUCCGAGGGCUCGCAGCUGGUCUUCUCUCCGGACAUCCGGCACGCCGUCAGCAAGACGUUGCCCUGCCGCAAGAAGUCAGAAUUCCUGGACCCCAAGACGCGGCAGCGGUACCGUGCGUGGGCGGCGUUCCAGGUGCUGGUGCAGCCGGGGACGUACAAGGUGUCGGCUGCGCGGGCGCCAGCCCAGGCGGAGGCGGAGGAGUGGGUGACCAAGGAGCGCGGCACGACCGUGCUGUCGGCGCUGCUGCUGCGGCUGCGCCCGGCCGACGACGACGCGGCGCCCGCCACGUCCGCCGAAUGCCGCGGCUGAGCCGGGCCGUACUGCGCUCCGCUCUCCCACUCUCGCCGGUUUACGCUUUCUCGUUUCUGUCUUACCACGCCAGUAUUUGCAGACGCCGCCCCUCCCGACAGGGCACGCCGACCGUGCCGUCGCGCGAGGCUAGACGUGUGGCGGGGGCGGGGUCGGCGUUUAGCUUCCGCCCUAACUGCAGUUGCUGCGCUCGCCUGUACGAGCACGCCGAGCGCUCCGCCUGGAGGUGUGUCUGGUGACUGGGAAGACCGGACAGCUGAAAUACGUACCUCGAUGCCUCGAUACGGACUUGAACUAAUGAAGAGUGAGGUAUGACGAUCCACCCCCGCCCGAUUCUCUCCCACUGAACUGUGCACGUGGAAAUGUUUCCUCGUCAUUCGAUAUACGUCCAUAAGGGUCUCUUAUAAUUUUGUUUUCGUGUGCCUCUUUACAGAUUUACGAUAAGAGACAUUAUUUGAAACAUAACGCAGUUUACUAAAAUGUAGACUUUAACGGCCGGAAAUAUCGUGUCCAUUACAAUUAUCCGGGCUGUUAAGCUGUGGUCGGUUGACGAAUUCUGUGUCAGUUCCCAACGUUUCGUCUCCGACUGCGGGAGACGUCUUCGAGGGGGUCGGUAGCUCGCUACUGACUGAGCCGGUGGGUGUGUCGGAGCUUCCGUCGAGCUACGGACCCCCUUGAAGACGUCUCCUGCAGCCGGAGACGAAACGUUGGGAAUUGGCACAUAAUUCGUCAACCGACCAGGGCAUAACAGCCCGGAUAAUUACAAUGGACAUGAUAACACACUUAAUGAACAGCUAGAAGGCUUGAGGGGUCUAUAUGAAUGGGAAGACUGACUACACUUUUCUAAAAGGUGAGAAAUGUAUGACUUAGUGUGUUAGAACAAAAGUGGAAGAUAUAUGCCCUCUAUGAGUUUAGAGAGAGAUACAAGCACACCAGCCUAAAGAAAAAAAAGGUGUGCAUGAGUGUGGCCUGCAACCCCCCCCCCCCCCUUCCUCACGCGCGCACACACACACACACACACACACACACACACACACACACACACACACACACACCUACACCUAUGUACACACUUUAAAUUUUUACACGUAUUACAGUAAGACAGAGAGAGAGAGAGAGAAUGCAUAGCAAUAUCUGCCUGAAGGACUUGUUAAAUUGCAUUUUACUUCGUCACCCAGAAGUUCUCAUUAAAAACAAAGAAUCUUGUAUAAAAGAUGACGGUAAUUAGCCAGUUUGAGGUGUCCCUAAUGUAUUGGAAGACAGGGUGUAUUAUUCAGUAGUUGACAGUAUUACGAAACGGACAGAUUGCUAAAUCAAAUAGAUUCUCAUUUUGAUACUUUCAUUUAUUACGUAGACACGUGUAAUUGUGUUCUCCCGAGAGCUGAGACUAGUCUCUCACUAACAGUCGACGGCUUUCAGUUCCUACGCUUAAUACUCGUGUAAAAUUAUAGACGGCAUUUUGUAACUGGAGCAAAGCAGCGAUCGGAGUAACAGUCUAAAAGUCGAGUAGAGAGAAUCUCGAUCACGUUUUCAGAUUUUUAUUCACCAGCAACUAGUUUCGGCCAUUUCCUCGGACCGCAUUCGGGCUUUUCUCCACCGUAACGGGUGCCGGUGGCGGCAGACAGAGAGAGAUCCGUAAAAGUGAGGAUCUCGCCGUAGUCCGGCCGGUCGGAAAAAUUAGGCACCGGACAUCGAUAAGAAGUCUUUCGUAGAGGGCAACUUACUGCAGAGGUACGGGUGCCGAUAACUGAAGUUCCGACCGCGGGCCUACAGCUUGUGCCCCGUCUGUUCUCCCACACUGUUCUACGAUUCUGUUCUGUCCGAAAUAUUCUAUUAAAAUGAAGGGAUUUUAAUAUGUGAACAAUUUUGUACGAUACAAUUAUCGUAUUUCACUUUAAAUUCAAGUAAUACGUGCCCACCGAUGGAAAUUACAUUCGUUACGUAACGGCCCACCCUUGUACUUUCUUGUACAAAGUACAGUUCUGAACUUCAAAAUAGUCACUUCGCUCACACACGUACGUAUUCCACUCCCUUUUCACUUUUACGUACGAUCGCGAGAAGCGUACGCAUUAGUGUUCCGUCCCGUAAGUGCGUGUGCUCCGGCUCGACCGACUCGCCCGUCGGCACCGACGGUCCCCGGGUGCCGGUGUCUCCCUCCCCGCAAUCACUUUCGGUGCCACGUACACUGAAACUGGCCGCCGUACGACUGCAAAAUGUAAACUGGCGAAGUGCUCCUUUUUUAUUACAAUUUACCUGCCUACGUGGCCGACGUCACCGACGCGCAGUCGUACGGCGGUUCUCGACUCGGGAUCGGCCGGUCCGUAUUUUGGUGCCGGAAAAAGUUUUCGGCGGCACUAUUUUACCGGCGAAGGGAGGAGACGUGGCGGUGUGACAUUUCCGAUCGCCAAACUCUGCACCUGUGUCCCGGUUUAAAUACCGAACCUGUGCACAGUGUCUCGAGAAGUGACGGGGAUGUCGAGUUCGGUGGCCUCUUCCGUUCUGUUAGGGAGGAGCGGGAGGUGUGCUGGCAACAGCCUUCACUCUUUCCCUCCUCGCGUCGUGCAGCAUAAACACAGCAAAACACACACAGUAUUACAAAUAUUGUGGUGGAGCGUGUUGUAAAUAAAUAAACAAAAGAAGAAAAACCAUUAACAGCUCCACUGUGAUGCAGCAGAGGAGUGUAAGGGUACACUCAAUCUGUCCAGUAUAGGACCAACAUCUCUACUCUUAACAUCGUCAACAGGUGCAGACAAAAGAGAGCUUUCAGAGUUAGAGCACUGCAUGCCGCCUCCCUUUUCCCUCCCUCCCUCCCUCCCUCCCUCCCUCCCUCCCUCUCUCUCUCUCUCUCUCUCUCUCUCUCUCUCUCUCUCAUCCAAACGCACACACCCAACACAAAAACCAACCUGUGCCCCUACAUUCUGCUGGCUGGACACACAGUGCUGGGAUUGCACUUCAGCUGGUGGGGUGGCGGUUAUGUCGACGAGAGUGAGUAAGAAGAAAAGAGAAAGGGCGGAGGGGAGGGACGUAGGUGGUAGCAGGCAGGAAGA
This is a messenger RNA of Schistocerca americana (American grasshopper), 8763 nucleotides long. RefSeq names its product neuralized-like protein 4 (gene Neurl4). The coding region runs from base 29 to 5716 and encodes 1895 amino acids. Gene Ontology annotation, molecular function: ubiquitin protein ligase activity. The transcript is spliced from 35 exons. The record is from RefSeq and is a predicted model, not a curated record. NCBI's taxonomy places the organism in Eukaryota, Metazoa, Arthropoda, Insecta, Orthoptera, Acrididae.